Rattus norvegicus (Norway rat) is the source of this 5354-nucleotide messenger RNA. Lineage: Eukaryota; Metazoa; Chordata; Mammalia; Rodentia; Muridae. The record is from RefSeq and is a predicted model, not a curated record.
GGCUGGGGUAGUAGCUCAGUGGUAGAGCGCUUGCCUAGGAAGCGCAAGGCCCUGGGUUCGGUCCCCAGCUCCGAAAAAAAGAACCAAAAAAAAAAAAAAAAAAAAAAAGAAUGUUUUCAUUUUCAACCCAGCUGUGGGAGAUGGGGCUGCUUCAGACCGUCCACAGCAACUGACUAUGAUUUGCCUCAUGCUCUAGUAGGGGUGUGAUUUUGCCAGUUGCAGAUGAUUCUGCAAUCGUGUGACCUUUGGAAUUGUGGGAACUUUUCAGCGGGUGUGUGUAUGUCUUAGUUAGGGUUUCUACUGCUGUGAAGAGACACCAUGGCCACGGCAACUCUUAUAAAGGAUGUUUAUUGAGGCUGGCUUAUGCUUUCAGAGGUUCAGUUCAUGAUCAAGGCAUGGCAGCAUCCAGGCAGAAGUGGGUCCAAAGGCAGAAAGGAAAAGACUGCACCCACAUGGUUUGGAGGAGCGUACCCCCAUAGUGAAGCACUUCCUCCCACAAGCCCACACCUUCUAAUAGUGCUGGGCCAAGCAUAUUCAAACCUCCACAAUAUAUAAAUGCUUAGGCCUGGGAAGGUGGGGGAUGGGUGGUUGUUGUUAGCUGAUGUUUGUUAAGUAGUCACAAGCAAAGAAGAAAUGAGAUAUCCUGACAGUGAAGAUCAAACACCCCGAGAAACUCGUCGCCCUUAAGCAGCAGGAAGUAGUCUAAUGAAAAUGUCACCCUUUCUUCUCUAUCCUUCCUUUUCUCCUAUCUAGAACUAUGGGGUUGAAAGGGUGGACAGGGUUGGAACAAAAACACCCACAAAGUAGCAAAAAGACAGCUACAGUGAAGGAUUUUUACUAAACAGUAAUAGUCUGUGCUAAGGUCCUGUGGCAGGAGAUCUCUGUGGUAUUUUUACAUGGGGUCCAUCUUGUUAUACCUGGAGGUUCAGAGAGGUCAAGUCACUGUGUCAGGGUCACACAGCAGAACACAUGGUGCAGAACCAGGAAGCCAACCUCUGUCCAGGCACUAGCACAGUGGGUUUGCUUGAUGCUUACAGUGUCAAGGACACUUGUUAAUGGCCCACACUGUUCUAGGUACCAACCAAGAGACCUGGGACAGCAGAUACCCCAAGACAGACUGAGGUAAGGGGCAAGGUUCAACAAUCUUUCAACAAACACUUAUGGCUGGAAAUGCUUUGUGUGCUGUGGCUUGGGGGUGUCAUGGUCCCUGAAUACCUGCAGACAACAUUGGCGGAGCACACAGUCAAGUUGGGGAAGGCAGCUCUGGGUUCCAAGGGUGAAGGUGUGCUUCUGAGUGCCAAUAGUGUUUGAUGAAGGAGUAAGUUCUGCUAAAAGUCUGAUCGAGCGCUUGUAUGCUGCAGCAACACCCUUUAGGCCUAGAAGACACCACAGACAGCACAGGCCAUACACAGGAGGCUGAGGAGCCUGAGAAAGGGUUGCAGCACCCAUAAGGGCAGACAGGCCUGGCUAAAGCUCUCUUCCCAGCACUCAGGACAUAGGGACAGGAGGAGGCAAAGAUCAGAUCCAUCCUCAUCUACAGAUCAAGUUUGAGGCCAGUGUGUCCUUCCGAAAACAGAGAUCAUUAAGGGGGGCCUGCAAGAUUUAUAAGGGUUUACCACAAACAUCAAGUUCUUUCUGCCCCUGCCUCUGCCUGGUACCCACUUCACGCUGGCAGAGGCCACAAAGGGUCAAGGCAGGAGUUGCGGGGUGUGGGGGCGUCCAUGAGGGAACCGUGGAAAACGGGUCAUCCGAAGUGGGUUUUGAGGAAGGAAUACAAGUUUCCUGGUAGGACAUCAGUGCUCACACCUUUAGCCCCAGCACUCAGGAGGCGGAGGCAAGAGGAUCUCUCUGAGUUUGAGGUAUUUGCUGAAGAAAACUUUACUAGGGUCGAAGGGCAGUGGGGCCAUGGGUGGGUUCAAAUUCAGCGACAGUCAAUGCCGGUUGAGGGGGGGGGGGGGGGGAGGCCGGGCCAGAGGGAACUCUCAGAUCUGUGACCUUGCUCUAGGCCCCGUCUCCCACGCCAUGCGGCUGCCGCGGCUGCGCCCUGUCGUGAGCCUCCUCCUGGCCUUGGCCGCCUUGCUGCUGCUCCUGACCUGCCAGUCACCACCCAGCUGCCCCGCCCCCGAGAGUCCCACGGAGCCUAAGGAUGACCCCGCGUGGGCCCCGGACCUCUCCCGCGCGCACGCCGCCCCGUGCCGGGCCAAUCUGUCGGUGUCCGCACACCCCGCCUUCGCGCGGUUGCCCUCGCACGUGCGCGACUUCCUGCUCUACCGCCACUGCCGCGACUUCGCGGUGCUUCGGGAGCCGAAGGCGACCAAGUGCGCGCAGCCCGCGUUCCUGCUGCUCGCUAUCAAGUCCUCGCCCGCGAACUACGGGCGCCGCCAGGUGCUGCGCACGACGUGGGCGCGUGAGAGACGAGUACGCGGGGCGUCGCUGCGCCGCCUCUUCCUCGUGGGCUCAGACCGCGAUCCCCAGCAGGCGCGCAAAUUCAACCGGCUGCUAGAGCUGGAGGCAAAGGCAUACGGCGACAUUCUCCAGUGGGAUUUCCAUGACUCCUUCUUUAACCUGACACUUAAGCAGGUCCUUUUCCUGGAGUGGCAGCGAACCCACUGUACCAACGCCAGUUUCGUGCUCAACGGGGACGACGACGUGUUCGCCCAUACGGACAACAUGGUCACCUACCUGCAGGGCCGCGACCCGGACCAACACCUCUUCGUGGGGCACCUGAUCCAGAACGUGGGUCCCAUUCGAGUGCCCUGGAGCAAGUACUUCAUCCCCACUCUGGUGACAGCUGAGGACAAGUACCCGCCCUACUGCGGCGGCGGCGGCUUCCUGCUGUCACGCUUUACCAUGGCCGCGCUACAUCGCGCAGCGCGCGUCCUCCCCAUCUUCCCCAUCGACGACGUGUUCCUGGGCAUGUGUCUGCAGCAGCAGGGGUUGGCGCCCGGGGCGCAUAGCGGAGUGCGCACGGCGGGUGUGCUCCCCCCUAGCCCGCGUGUGUCAUCCUUCGACCCCUGCUUCUACCGUGACCUGCUCCUCGUGCACCGCUUCCUGCCCUUCGAGAUGCUGCUGAUGUGGGAUGCGCUGAGCCGGCCUCAGCUCGCCUGCGGCAGGCAGAGCCCCCCCCUACUGACAGGUUUGGGGGGUCGACACCCCUGACUCCUGUCCUCAUUCAAGUGCAAAGGGUUAACUAACUACAAGGAGAGGUUCAAAGUGAGGAGCAGCAAGGUGGGUCUGAGCCGGCUACCGUCUGCCGGGCAAACUCCUAAGUACACUUGGAAACCCUCCUCGUACUGCUCAGGGCACACUCUGAGUGGGCUCUGAGAGGCUGCUAAGCAAAAAGUGCUGUGGGUAGAGCCCAUGGGUGUCAGGCUCCCGCCUCAGACUGGGCCAUGGCCUUUCUCAGGUCUCGAAGAAAUUGGGGCAGAGGAACAAGGUGAAUUUCAAAUUGAGGAGCUCACAAAUCUUGACUUGACCCCCACUAGUGUCCUCCAAGAACUAGGAGAACCACAGGGGUAGGAAGGGUCCUGUGUCCCACAGAUGGAGAUGGCAGGAAAUAAAGACCAUAGAAGGCUGAAGGUGACAGUGUACUGUGUGUUGUGGGUGUGUGUGAUGUAACCCGGGGCUCUGCCAUCUUUUUAUUUUAUUAUUUAGGAAAGGAGCCGGGUCCUGCCUUCCUCUGCGUGCCUCCUGGGGCUUAAACUCGGAUCCUCAUGCUUGGCAACAGGCACCUUCAUUCACUGAGCCCUCUCACCAGCCCCUUUUAGUUUCCCACACUACUCAAAUUUUAACACCAUCUGCCCUGCCCCACCUCUCUCUGACCUUCAAUAUUAACUAAAGAAACAAACAAAUCCUCAGGUGUCACUGUAACACAUUCCCAUCUACAGCAUGGCUGUAUGUGUCUCCAGUCCCCCUCCUCUCCUGUAGCUACUUUGUGGUUUCUUUUGCUUCCAACCUUGCAAUGCCCCCUAACACCAGUUAAGAGAGGGAAAAAGGAUAGAGAGGAAGGAAAGGAGAUCUCUGAAUAAAGCCUCAGGACUUGGAAAGAGGUGACACUAUUGUUAGAUUCCUUGGGGGCGAGUUUCAUCUUCGCUGUCAGAAAAUCUGAUUUCUUCUUGUUGAUUCUUCUUCGAGGAUGACUACUUAACAAACCUCAACCACCAAAAACAACCCAUCCUCUGGGUCCUACCUUCUAAAGAGUCCCCGGAAUUCCAAACAUCACACAAUGGCAGAAACUAUCUGCAGCUGCAAAAUCGCACCCCUGCUAGAGCACGGGGCAGAUCAUAGUCAGCUGCUGUGGACAGUAUUUCUGUGUUUUUUUUUUUAAAGAAACCCAAAUUCUCACUACACUCCCCUAUUCUUUUUGAGCUUCUUUCCCAAGGGGAAUGGUGGACACAGUGUGGUGAAUCUAAGCACAGCUCCUCCCACCCAGCUCUCACAUCCUUCAUAGCUCCCAAAACCUCAGCCUGUAGAACACAGAGCAUUCCAGACCAUUCCUGUCUCCCACACCUGACUGCCUCAGCACUGGAUGACCCCAGCUCUGAUCCUACACUGCCUACCACUUUGUAGUUAUUUUUUUUCCCUUUAGACAUAGGGUCUCAUGUAGCCCAGGCUAGCCUUGAUAGCCAAGGCUAACCCUUAGAGCCAAACAUGAUCUUGAACUCCUGAUCCCCUUACCUCCCCAGCCUGGGAUAACACUGUGCAACAUACCUGGUGUGUUUGGGGCUUCAGGUGCCAGGUCCCAGCCCAGUCUUGUACUGUCCAUUGUGGGCCUACUUUGUACCUCACAGCUGUGUAAAGGGCUUCACUCCUUAGUUUCCCUAGUGGAUCCUUGUGGUGCCUCCUGUCCACUCCAUGUGUGACCAGAGUAGAGUCACAACCUGCUGCCCCCCAGCCCCAUGUAAAAACAACAACAACAAAACAAAAGAAAACAUCAAGUUGCUUUUUUAUUUAGACUGUUGGCCCACAGGGAGGAGGUGGGCACAGGUCAUGAUGGGGCUCCCUGGGGACAGGACCUGUGGUCCUUGGUUUCUGGGAUCUAUGAAUAAACUAGGGAUCCUCCAAGGCAAUCCGGGGGUGUUUCAUUGGCACAGCUGUGAGGUGGGGAAUAAUUGACACACACCACCUGAGCCCUACAAUCCUUCAGUGGGGACACAGACCCAAAAGGUCUUGCUGGGUGCAGCCAGUGAGACAGCAGCGGUGCACAGCGUUGGUGGCCACACUGCGGCGCUGGCGCUGAGAAGCCUGGUGAGGAAGCUGCGGGUCCAGCGCGGGGUCCGGGUCUAGCGCGGGAUCCGCAUCGGCCACGAGCGCGUGCAGGAGAUGUCGUUGCUCCAGCCACUGCAGCAGCUCCC